UAGUGUCCAAAAUGGUAGACAACAUGCAGCAGCAGUAAACAAAUGAGUCCGGAGGUGAAUGGACGAGGGAAAGGAUUUGAGAUAUGUGUAAAUUUCGCGAGUUUAUAAAUCUUUUCGUUACAUAUCAACGACUGACCAUAUUUAAAAACUAGAUUAUUCCAAACAGACAGUUGAUGCCUCUGUUUGCAAUAUAUUGCGGAGUUUCAUGGAUGUUGUGAUAACAUACGAAAAUGGAUAAGUGUCCGUCUACGGAGCCAGGGAAGAGACUCUCAAAGCUAAGAAAUAAAUUUCCCUCACGUCUGUUUGGGAAAAAACUGAUACCUACUAGCCGCUUAGUGGCAUCCAGUCAUAUCCUGCGUAACACCAUUCCGACACAGGACUGCGAUGUGCUAGUUACGUUUCCCGCAGAUACAGAGACCAGUACCCUCAUGUGGCUCCUGGACCGACUCCGAGCCAGGUGCCCUCACUUGAUCAUCCAAGUCCAUCACCAUAGCAACACCAAGGGGUCCAUGUUUCAUCUGACUGCUACAUAUGAAGGGCUUUUGAAAGGAGCAGAAGAAUUGGGAAUUCAGAAGGUCCUGAAAGAAGAACUGGGAGGAGGAAUGAAAGAAUUCACAUAUGAGGAACAAGAAUGCUUUAGAAAUAUUGAGGAUGGAAACCUGUUCUUCAAUAGUCAGGAGAGGCAGAGCAUCAUACACCACCUGCUGGACAAUCUGAGAGCUAUUCAAGGGGAACAACUGGGAAAAGUGAAAUUUGUGGAAGGCCAGUCUAUUGUUCCCUUGCUGGAAUCCAAAAAAAUCAUUUCACAAGUGUUCCCUCUCCAUUGUAAGAAGUCUAUUGAAGAACUGAGGAAAACAUGGGUGCAGGCGUUUUUUUCUUCACAGCCCCUAGAUAAAAUAAAGGACUAUUUUGGAGUGAAGAUUGCCCUGUACUUUGCCUACCUGGGACACUACACCUUGGCCCUAUGUUUGCCAGCUUUUGUUGGACUGGGAAUCUGGAUUAUGCAGUGGCAGGCAGACCAGGAAUGGGAUGAUGAACUCUUCAUUGCUUUCGCCUUGUUCAAUGCUUUUUGGGCAACCCUGUACCUGGAACUUUGGAAGAGGAGGAGUUGCAAGCUGGCCUACCAAUGGGCGACUCUGGAUUCACAGAAGGAAAUGUUAGAAGACCCCCGGCCCCUGUACACUGGGAAACUGGAGGUGAGUCCGGUCACGGACCGGCUGGAGCCGUUUUAUCCCUCCUGGAAGAGGAAUCUGUUUCGAUAUUUGGUGUCCUACCCUGUUAUUGCUGUGUGCCUGCUGGUUGUUUUUGUCAUCAUGCUGUUGAUUUUUGAGGUCCAGGAAUGGAUCAAUUCUCUUGUUAAGAGUGGUGGUGUCCCAGGAUUCUUCUCAUUUCUGCCCAAAAUCCUGCUUGCAGUUUCCAUUGGUAUUCUAGAUGAAAUUUAUAAAACUAUUGCAAAGUGGCUCAAUGACAUGGAAAAUUACAGAAUGGAAGAAACCUACUGGAAUCAUUUGAUUGUGAAAUUGGUUUUGUUUCAGUUUGUGAAUUCUUUCCUGUCUCUCUUCUACAUUGCAUUCUAUUUACAAGACAUGGACAGACUCUGUGAUCAACUGGCAGCUAUUUUGAUUACGAGGCAAAUUAUUGGAAACUUGAAGGAGGCUUUCCUUCCAUACUUCCAGUGGAAGGCCAAACUCUACAAAAUUGGGUACGAAAUGACAAAAGAUCUCAUUCCAGAUGGAAAGGCAGUGUCUGAUCAUUCCCCAGCUUCAUCAAAUCCAGAUGCUUCACUAUCUAAUGUGAAUAAUCCAGAAACCUCAUCAAAUCCAGAUUCUUCACUAUCUGCUAUGAAUAAUCCAGAAACCUCAUCAAAUCCAGAUUCUUCACUAUCUCAUGUGAAUAAUCCAGAAACCUCAUCAAAUCUAGAUUCUUCACUAUCUCAUGUGAAUAAUCCAGAAACCUCAUCAAAUCCAGAUUCUCUGCAUUCGGAUGUGAAUGCUCAGGACUUUUGUACUCCAGACCAGCGUCCGGCGAAGGUGUGCGAUUUCAUGAAGGAAGAUUUUGUUGAGAGUGUUCAGAAUUCCUUUGGUGUCAAACAGAGACGGACUAAUAGAGAGGGAAAUUCAGGAGAUGAUGUAAAAUCUGAUGUACAGAGCAAACCAAUGACUGCCCUCUCAUUCACUCAGGCUGAAGUAGAAAGUGCCAUGAAACAGUACGACGACACGCUGGAUGACUAUCUGGAGAUGUUUAUACAGUUUGGUUACGUCACCCUUUUCUCCUCCGCCUUUCCACUGGCUGCUCUAUGUGCACUGCUGAACAAUGUUGUCGAGAUCAGAAGUGAUGCUUUCAAGCUCUGCAUGACUUAUCAGAGGCCAUUUGGUAAAACUGUGGAAAACAUUGGUGCAUGGCAGGAUGCCUUAGAACUGAUGGGAGUCUUUGCUAUCAUUGUAAACUGUGCUUUGACUGGGGUGUCCGGGCAGGUCCAGAGGAUGGUCCCGGGGGCUUCCACAGAAACUGUCAUUCUGAUCAUAGUUCUGUUAGAGCACAUCAUUUUGGGACUAAAGUUCUUGAUAGCCUAUGCCAUCCCAGAUAUCCCAGAAACUAUAGAAACCAAUAGAGCCAAGCUAGAGUUCCUACGAAGGGAGGCCCUAAAAAAAUUCGAAGCUCAGAUGCAAUCCAUAGCACCAAGCAGUCCAGCAGAAAUCCGAGAGAAAAUACUGGCACGUCAGAAAUCCCGUCGUGAGAAUCUGCACCAGAAUGAGGCCAAACAAGAAACUACAGGGAAUUCUAUAAAUAGCACAGAAAAGAAUGGAUCCAGUGACAAAGGGGCAGGUGUUUGAUGGAGGUGUGGUGCUUCAAAUUUGGUUUAGUCCUUUUUUAUUUAUCAGGAGUCCUGGGAUGUCCUUAUUUCAUUAUCAACCACACAUCGAUGCUGAUUUACGAGAGCCAUUGAUACACUGCAAUAUUGACAUACACUAAGAAUGUAUUUUUUAUGGUGAAGGUAUACUUUUAUUGAUUUAUACAAAAACGAGAAUUUCAGGUUCACCAAGAAAUGUCCAUUGUAUUCAUGACACGUACAAUAUUAGAAUUUUAGAGAUUUUACAUGUUUUCUUUUAAGGUUUGUCUUUAAUAUAAGACUGUUUCUUAAUGUGAGGACCUCUUUUUUAAAUGCCUCCAUAAUCGGAGAUUCGGGGGCAUAUAUUUUUGGUCUGUCUGUCUGUUUGUCCGCAAAAACUUUAACCUUGCCGAUAACUUUUGAAUGGAUGGUGAUUGGGCUUUCAUUUUUCACAUGUGUAUUCCUUGUGACAAGACAUUUCUUUUGGUACCAAAAUUUUUGACCCCUUGACCUUAGAGUUUGGCCACAAGGGGGCAUCAGUGUUUCACAAACUUAUCUUGUUCUUUCAAGGUUAAUGUGAUGCAAAGCAUUUAUAAAGUAGUUGUUUAUGAGUCUUAAGAGUUUACAACAAAACUCUGUUGAACACGUACAUGUAUUUUCAAACUGAUGGCAACUCUAGAGCUAGUCCAAAGGUAUGAAAUUUGUUAAUUGAUUUACAAGCAUUUUUAUAUACCAAAUCUUAUGUAUCAGAUUCUAUAUGCCAAAGAGAAUUGUAAAUGUGUCAAAUAUAUAGUUCCACUUCUUAUAUACGACUCAAUUUCUGUAGGUAAACCAGGCAGGGGGUUGACUAUUUCGCCUUGAGAAAGAUGUAACUGGUCUCAUAAGAAAUUCACCAAAAUUGUUUUCUAGAACAAAAUGCAUCAAGAUCUGCACCUUGACGAAUUUCUAUAUUUCUUGACAAUUUGAAAAGAUUAGACAUUAAAACAGACUCCUUGUGAAUGGCCCAAAUACCACUUUGAUUUAUAACUGAAAUGAAUGUCAGAAUCUUAUCCAUUUUAUCAGUAUUUUAUUCUUGUUUGUUGAAGUUUUGUUAUAUCUUUAUUUUAUACAAUGUUUCGUUUUGGUUCAUUUGAUAUUGUUAUAUACAUAGGAGUUACAUGUUAGCAACAUACAUUUAAUUCAGUGAAUGGAUUCCACGUCACUUUAACCUGUGAAAUCUGUCUAUAUACAUGUAUUCAUAUCGAAUAACACUACAAUUCUGGACUUUGUGCUUCCACGACAGGUGUUCAAUAGCAAUAAAACAAAUCUAGUAGCCAAAUAUACACCAGAUUCAAUUCCGUGGAAUAAGUAUUCAUUUGCUAUCUAUUCUAAAACCUGACAUUUUACAGUGUAUAUUGUAUUUUACAGUGUAUAUCGUAUUUUACAGUGUAUAUUACAUUUUACAGUGUAUAUUGUAUUUUACAGUGUAUAUUGUAUUUUACAGUGUAUAUUACAUUUUACAGUGUAUAUUGUAUUUGUACAAUGUAUGAUAAUAUUAUUUACAGUGUAAAAUUUUAUUAUUAUACAGUGUAUAUUGUAAUAUACAUAUUGUAUUUUUACAGUGUAUAUUAUAUUUACAGUGUAAAAUUUUACAUUUUACGGUGUAUAAUAUUGUAUAUCUACAGUGUAUAAUAUAUUUUACAUUGUAAAACAAUAUAUCUUACAGUGUUGAAUAUUAUAUCUUACAGUGUUUAAUAUCAUAUUUUACAUUGUUUAAUAUUAUAUCCUACUGUGUAUAAUAUUAUAUCUUACAGUGUUUAAUAUUAUAUCUCAGAGUGUUUAAUAUUAUAUCUCACAGUGGAUAAUAUUAUAUUUUACAGUGUUUAAUAUUAUAUUUUACAGUGUAUAAUAUUAUAUCUCACAGUGUUUAAUAUUAUAUCUUACAGUGUUUAAUAUUAUAUCUCACAGUGGAUAAUAUUAUAUUUUACAGUGUUUAAUAUUAGAUUUUACAGUGUCUAAUAUUAUAUCUCACAGUGUUUAAUAUUAUAUCUCACAGUGUUUAAUAUUAUAUCUCACAGUGUAUAUUAUUAUAUCUUACAGUGGAUAAUAUUGUAUUUUACAGCAUAUCAUAUAUUUUACAGUGUCCAAUUUAAAAAAAAUACAUUACAGUGUAUGAUACUGCAUAAGUAUUUUUUACCUGCAAUUUGUGAUUGUAUUCAUAAUUUAGUAACUUUGUUACAGUCACAUAUCUUUAAGAAUCUCUUUUUCUCAUAUUUUUGUUGAAAUUUACAGAAUUUUAUUUUGAAAUUUGCUUCAAUGUAGCAUAAUAGUGAUUUUGAUUUUGUGUUUAAAAUGUUGAAAUACACUUUAAACUUUCAGGUAAAUACAUUUUCAAAUUCAUGUAUUUAAUCAGUCCUCUGAAUUUUAUGUGCAAUAUACAUAUACUUUUUUUCCCCUUUUUAUUAUUAUUAUUUUGAUUUUUGUUUAGCAUUGUGCAGCAGUGACUGGUUUUUUUCUUCAAGUAUAUAGACAUACUCUGAUCUCUUUGUUAAACUAACCCCCCCCAACCCCACACACACACACACACACAAACAAGCAAAAGUUUGCUUGAGGGUUCUAUUGGAAUCAUCUGUCCAUCCGUCUAUCUUGAGACAUUUUUUGUCAAGAGAUUUUCUUAGAUUCCAUUGAUUUAUUUUCCUCACAGAUUUUGUGGAAACCUUGUAAGCCUCUAUAUUUUCAGAUUGAUUUGUACAAAUUUGAUGAAGUUACAUAUGUACGUAUAUUUUAAUAUUUUUGGAAAUGAUUGCCUGUUCAUUUUGUCAGUAUUUUCUUACAUUUGCAACAUAGAAAGAUACUUGACAGUAAAGUUGUUGAUGACAAGGUGGCUUGCUUCAUUUGGACAAUGUAAACAUUGUUGAGAAAAAACAUGUAUAUUUCAUAAAUAGAACAUGUAUUAGAAAAUUUGUGGAAAAAUUUCUCAUGCCAUAGUCCUAGGUUAUUUCCACUCUCAUUUAGACAAUAUCAAAGUCACGCUUAUAGAAUAUUUCUACAAGUUAUAUCUUUAAGGCUGUAUCUUUGUAACGUUGAAAUAUUAGACACUCAAUCUUAAAUAUAAGUUUUAGAUGUGACCCUCACUCAAGGUCAGAUAUAAGAUCAAGGUCAUAGGACUUCCAUUUUUUUCCUCCGUUAUGCAUUUUAAUGCAAGGAUUAUAUGAAAUCCAUGAUUCAUAUUGUCAAGUCUAGCUUUUGGCUAUAUCUAUAAAACACUUUCGAGUUCAAAAUAUUGAAUUUUAACAUUGACGAUUGCUAGAGAGGAAGGUAUUAAUUGGUAGGUUGACCUAUUUGAAGUUUAGGUUGAAGUCAGUAACUAAAGAGCUAUACCACGUCUCUUUAUUUGGAAUUUUCUCCUUUUUAUAUUCCAUGAAUAUAUUGAUAAGAUUGAGGUCAUAGGAAUUUAGACUAACUUUAAGUGAGGUGUGAAUAUCAUUGAACCCGAUGCAACUUUCUUCUGGCUUUUAACGGGUUUUCCAAUUUUCACUUUCUUUGUGAGCAUUUCGAGAUUGCAAAAAGAUAAAUUCGCAUGAAAUUGUUAACGGGUGUCUACAGAUUUUUAAUUUACAAAAAGCUAUGAACGAAUGCGCGAGUAAAUGCUACCUACCUGAAGUGUGGACUGUGUAGUAUUAAUUAUCUCAUACAAUAGUCAGAUGUAAUCACCCCAUAUUCUUGUCACCCAUUGGUCAAAAUGUUGAUCUCUCAAUAUUUUUUGAAAAAAAAUUAAUACUGAGAUAGAAGUAUCUGGUUCAUGUACAUGUAUGUUGCAAUCUCAAAAAUAGGAAUGCGCAAAUUAGAAAUUGCAGUGUUUUGAUGAAUUUUUGCGUAAAAAUUGUGAUACACAGCCGAAAAAAUGUGUUAUAAAUUUCUACUACCAGUAUGUCCCAAGAAGAAUGAACCACUUCAGGGGGAUUAGUCUCAAUAGUUUUUUUUAGUUUUUUUUUUAUAUAUUUUAUUUUAUAGUUGUGUCUUAUUUUUCUUCAUAAGCUGGUUAUAGGAUUUACUAUUAAUAAAGUAUGGUCAAUACAAAAGUAUGCUCAAUGUAAACUUUGUGAUGUGUCAAGUCCAAGCUACAUACAUGUUGUAGUUUCAAUUUUUGUGCAAUUACUGUAAAGCAGUCAAUUCUUGACUACAUUUAUUUAUGAAUUGUCGAUUUAGAUGAAAUUUAUAUUCAUAAAUGAGCCUUCAGCAUAAAUAAAAUGACAGCUUCGCAGCAACAUAUAUUGUGAGAAAGAGGCGAUUAUGAAUCUUGCAAAUAUUUUUCACAUGUGAAUAAAACCUGGGCUUACAGUACAUGGUAGUGGUACGCAGAUCUUAGUUUUUAUUAACUAUGAAAUUUCCCUAUUUAGCCAAAUGUGUAAUUCAUAAAUCAGAAAUUACUUUGCAGCAGUUGACUUUUGUACAUUCACAUAUUUAAGUAUCAUGUAUAUUUGUACAAUCAGAUUUAGUAUGAAAUGUUUGUGCCCAGUGGUUACGAAAUCCAUUUCCCAUUCUUUUGAAUGUCUGUAUUAUUAAGCUUCUUCAGAGAUUCAUUUAUUGUUUUUCUUUAAGAUAUAAAAAUCCAUCAUUAAAUGAGCUUGCUUUG
Ostrea edulis (European flat oyster) is the source of this 7445-nucleotide messenger RNA. Its product is annotated as anoctamin-8-like. The transcript is spliced from 15 exons. The coding region runs from base 231 to 2834 and encodes 867 amino acids. Gene Ontology annotation, molecular function: chloride channel activity. The record is from RefSeq and is a predicted model, not a curated record. Gene Ontology annotation, biological process: chloride transmembrane transport. Gene Ontology annotation, cellular component: plasma membrane. Lineage: Eukaryota; Metazoa; Mollusca; Bivalvia; Ostreida; Ostreidae.